Molecule: messenger RNA, 1768 nt
Organism: Selaginella moellendorffii
Lineage: Eukaryota; Viridiplantae; Streptophyta; Lycopodiopsida; Selaginellales; Selaginellaceae
Product: protein trichome birefringence-like 13
Exons: 7
Coding region: 267-1649 (460 amino acids)
Cellular component (GO): Golgi apparatus
Molecular function (GO): O-acetyltransferase activity
Source: RefSeq, a predicted model, not a curated record
UAAACCGGUACCGCGAGAAACGACGCACUCGUAUGUUCUCCAAGAAAAUCCGGUACGAGGUGCGAAAGAUCUACGCCGAGAAUCGGCCACGGUUGAAAGGCCGGUUUGUAAGACGAACUAAUGAGAUAGAGUCUCUCCAGUGCUUGUGGUCCGAGGAUCAAGUGAGGAACUAGAGAAAAAAUCUCCACUUUUUUCUGUCAAGCAAGAGAACGUUUCUACUAUAUAAGAGAGAUUAUAUCUUAGUGAAGAACCCUAAAAUAUUUGCGAUGGCGUCGCUCUGGCGGAAGCACCAGCAGCGCCUUCGUCAAGCGGCGUCUCUCCACAGGUACUCGACGAAGAAUCCCUCCUUUUCUUGCGCUGCAUUCGCAAUUGUGGUGCUUGCAGCCGCUGCAUCGCUGUGGCUCUACCUCCACACGACCGCGGGAGCUCGGAUUUCGCAGUUCCAGGCUCGAGAUGCCGGGGAUCCGACGCAUUCCAAUGUGGAUCUUGGCGUGGAAUCGGGGAAUGCGGUGGCAAGAAGGGGCGAUCAGGGCUGUGAUUACUCGCGUGGAAGAUGGGUGUAUGAUCCACAGCGCCAGGCUCUCUAUAACGAGAGCUGCGUGGAUAUUUUCAAGGGAUGGAACUGUGUGCGCAACCAGAGGAGCAAUGCUGGUUCUGUUCUUCGGUGGCGGUGGCAGCCCGAUCGAUGUGAUCUAGCUCGGCUCGAUCCAGCAAAGCUUCUCGAAAAUCUACAAGGAAAGAAUAUCGGGUUUGUUGGAGACUCUCUCAAUCGCAACAUGUACGCUUCGCUUGUCUGCACACUCAAGCAAGCCGCAAGCAAGGACUUAAAAAAGUGGAGGCCAAUUGGAUCUGACAAAGGCAUCACAUUCCUUGGUUACAACGUUACUGUUGCCUAUCAUCGGACCAACUUGUUGGCACGCUAUGGAGAAUGGAAAGCUUCGGCUGAUGGAGGCCCGCUCGAAGAGCAUGGUUACAAACAAGGAUAUCGAGUUGAUGUGGAUAUUCCACAGAGCACCUGGUCUGAGGCUCCACAGUUUUACGAUAUCCUCGUUAUAAGCACAGGUCACUGGUGGUUUGCUCCUGAAAAGUUCAAUCCAGUGACGUCGCCGAUGUUAUUCUUUGAGAACGGAAAGCCCAUCGUCCCACCGAAGUCUCCCCGUGAAGGAUUGGAUCUCACACUAAAGUACAUGCUGAGCUUUGCGGAACAAAACAUGAAACCCGGAGGAAUAAAGUUCUUGCGCACGCAAUCCCCUCGUCAUUUUGACGGGGGUGACUGGUACCAAGGGGGAAAAUGUCACCGUUCCGGCCCCUUAAAGCUUGCAGAGGUGGGCUGCGACAUUGUUUUCGUUUCAAACCCAUUCGUCCCAAACUUCCAGGUCGAAGAAAUGUUCUCUCCAGCGAAUAAAGGGGUCAACAAAGAAGUGCGGCUCGUGAACGAGCACCUGUUCCGAGCGGCUUCUGCGAGCUCCACUUUCAGGCUGCUCAACAUCACGCACUUGAGCGAGUUCAGGGCCGAUGGACACCCGUCAACGUCCGCUAAGAAGCAGCACGAAGAUUGUAUGCACUGGUGCCUACCCGGAGUGACAGAUACAUGGAACGAAAUACUUGGAGCACUCAUCUUGGAAGAAUCCGUCACAGGAGUCCUUUAGUCUGGCCAUCGCAGGGACCACACGGUGAAACAACUGUAAAGCCGCGAAGACAGGUUGUAUUUUUUUCCAAUCGCUGGGACCACUUUGGUUGCGCUUGGACAAGGUGGAACAAAGCAGGG